Molecule: messenger RNA, 1584 nt
Organism: Penicillium manginii
Lineage: Eukaryota; Fungi; Ascomycota; Eurotiomycetes; Eurotiales; Aspergillaceae
Product: multicopper oxidase-domain-containing protein
Exons: 6
Coding region: 1-1584 (527 amino acids)
Molecular function (GO): oxidoreductase activity; copper ion binding
Source: RefSeq, a predicted model, not a curated record
AUGGAAAGACAAAAUAGUCGGCGUCGAAAACCGCCCCGCACCCAGGAAUCCCAGCAAUCAUCCGAAAAGGCCACCUCGUCGGAGCCGACCUCUCGCCCGUUGCUUAGCUGGGUGCUCCUCACUCUGUUGGUGUCAUUUUUGGCCUAUUCACUUCGCCCGGAUAUCUAUCUGCAUUCAUGGAUCGGUCCGCUCCUGGGUCAUGCCCAUAGACAUCCACAUGGUGAGGAUGCCUCGAUUCGGCCGUAUAUCGAAUUGCAUCCCGAGGAUCAUGUGUUUCGUGCUCCCGUUACACACCAUUUGAAUUGGCGCGUUACAACGGGUGAACGCAGGCCUGACGGCGUCUUGAAGAAACGGUCGCCUGAUAAUGGGAAUGUUCCACUAAUUAUUAUCCCUUCGUUUCAUCCCAUAGAUCUUUUUCCAGGUCCCACCGUUGAGGCUCGUUCGGGUGACACAUUGAUUAUCACCGUCACCAACGCCUUGUCAGAGCACGAAAUUGCUCUUCAUUGGCAUGGUCUUCAUGUAGCGAAUUCCGUGGAUGGAGCAGCAGCGGUAUCACAAUGCCCCAUACCUCCAGGCGCCCAGUAUGUCUAUAACGUCAGCAUCCCAGAAGACCAGAGCGGAACAUUUUGGUAUCAUGCGCACUCUGGGUUAUCGAGACAGGAUGGUUUAUUUGGUGGACUGGUCGUUCAUGCACCGUCGUCCAAAUCGACAGUUCGGGGGUUAAUGAGUCGAGGUGGAAGUGAUGCUGAACGAUAUGGGUAUGAGAAAGAGCAUCUGUUGCUCAUUGGGGACUGGUAUCAUCCUCCCGCAGAAGAUGUUCUAGCCUGGUACCAGGAUCCAGGCAAUUUCGGCAACGAGCCAGUCCCAGACUCGUUGCUCAUCAACGGAAUCGGUUAUUUUGACUGUGGUAUGGCCGUACCUGCACGUCCUGUAGACUGUGUUGAGCAUCAGACAAAACCGUCGUUUCUUCAUCUCGACUUUGGCGCAUCCUCCCGAGUACGCGUCGUCAAUACAGGGGCCCUGGGAGGUUUCACUCUCGUAUUCGGCCAAGAGACUCUCGAACUGCUUCAGGUGGACAGUGUUGAUGUGGAGCGACCACAGCAGGAGGAUGUCAACACGGCCGGGAUUUUGUAUCCUGGGCAGCGCAUGGAUUUUGUCCUACGCCCAUCUGCCAAAGAAGAGGCAGGGUCAUCAUCCAUGAUGGUGAAGUUGGAUCAAGGAUGCUUCAAGUACAUGAACCACGCGUUAACCCCCGAUCAAACCUUCGCCAUUCACUACUCAAAUACGUCCAGAAAGGUCGAUGACGCAACUUCAUUGCCUAUCACCCGCAAUGAAUUGAAUCUCGAGAGAAUCCCGUCAGCCGCUUCAGUUCUCGCAAAACUCCCCGAACAAGCCGACGAGACACAUGUCGUCUAUACCAAGAUCCAGAAGAUGGCCCGACUCCGCAACAUGCCCUAUGGCUUUUUCAACAUGACCAUUUGGAAACCCCAGAGCGAGCCUCAAGUCCCACUCAUCGCUCUCCCCGCGAGAGCUGGGAUUCGAACCAGUUUUCAAUUACUACAGGUCCAGGCCCAACAUGGGUAG